Molecule: messenger RNA, 438 nt
Organism: Macrosiphum euphorbiae (potato aphid)
Lineage: Eukaryota; Metazoa; Arthropoda; Insecta; Hemiptera; Aphididae
Source: the annotation of a GenBank genome assembly
AUGGAGAUUAUUACGUCAAAUAAAGGUUGUGAGAAGUUGUGUAACAACGGGUAUAUGUAUGUGUUAAAGCAUUUUGGUAAAUCCAAAAUAACAUGGAGGUGUUCAAAAAGGUCCUCCUUUAAAUGUAUGGGAGAAUUAUACACUAACAUUCAAAAAGAAGACCCUGUAUUGAAGUCCGAUCAUAACCACUUCGGAGAUAGUGAAAAGGUAGAUGUGGAAAAAGCACUAUGCAUUAUGAAACAACAAUCAAAAAGUGGCCUAUCUAAGCCACUAGAAGUAUAUGCAGAAGGAGUUGCUAAGUUGGACGGUAACGUAAGAUCAAAAAUGCCAGUGGAAGAUCAUGUGAAAAGAACUUUGAGAAAUCAACGUUCAAAAUUAAAUCCAAUUGAACCAACUAGUCUUGACAAUUUGAUCAUUGAUGGUGCGUACCUAAAUUAA